This is a messenger RNA of Oppiella nova, 501 nucleotides long. The record is from the annotation of a GenBank genome assembly. Lineage: Eukaryota; Metazoa; Arthropoda; Arachnida; Sarcoptiformes; Oppiidae.
AUGAGAUCAAAGAGGGUAUAUGUCUACCCCGGUGUUUAUUAUAUCAACACUAUUUGGAUUAUGUACGGCGAAAGUCAAGCAAACCUAUCGGUGCCGCGGCUUUCGGUAAAGCUUGAUUCAAAUUAUGAGAUCAAAGAGGUUCGUUUGGAUAGCCACGGCGCCGAAAGCCAUUUCAUUCACAGCGAAAAAUUAGUGCGACAAAAGUUUCCCAAAAUCACAACCAGACGACUGGGAACGAGGGGUCAGUCGAAGUAUCAUUACUAUGGGGUCGGCAUCAAGAAGUCGUCCAUUUAUUUUGCUGAUGAAAAACAAGUACAAAAUCAGAAUAAAAUUCAAAACAGAGUAAUAAGCAAGGACAAAGUGCGAAACAUUAAAAGUAGUAAAAUGUCUGGAAAUGUGCGCAAAUCGGUGGUGCGGGCGCUGAAGACGGCCACUCAAGUGAUGCCCCAAUUGGUGUCAAUUAAGCCACAUCUCAGACACUUCCCGCGCGCUUCAGAUUAA